This is a messenger RNA of Cannabis sativa, 1843 nucleotides long. Its product is annotated as protein trichome birefringence-like 5. Bases 84 to 1724 code for a protein of 546 amino acids. The transcript has 5 exons. Gene Ontology annotation, cellular component: Golgi apparatus. The record is from RefSeq and is a predicted model, not a curated record. Gene Ontology annotation, molecular function: O-acetyltransferase activity. NCBI's taxonomy places the organism in Eukaryota, Viridiplantae, Streptophyta, Magnoliopsida, Rosales, Cannabaceae.
AAAACGUUAAAACCGACACGCGCGAAACAAACAACAUAACGUCAUAACGACAUGCUUCUCUUCCUCCCUCACUUCAUAACCAGAUGCAGAUGGGAACGACAUCGACUUCAACAUCUUCAUCUCUCAAUCCGAAGUUCCGUUAUUACACAUUUACUUCUCUUGCCUUCCUCUUUUUCUUCCUUUUGAGUAUUUUACUCUUUACUAAACGGACUCUCGACCCCGCUGUUUCAAUCUCUCUCUACAGAGAUUUCUUUUCCCAAACCCCUUCUUCUUCUUCUUCCAACCUCUCCCUUCCGAUCCAAGAACCCAUCUCUCCAAAUUCUGAGCCCGACCCAUUAGAUAUCGAAAUUGACCCUAAAAUUAUCAAUGACGAGCUUUCAGAUAAAAACGAUCCAGGUUCACCUCCUGUGAAUGGAGUUUCUGAGGAAACAAGUCCUAAAUUAAUCAAGAACGAUCUUUCAGAUAUAAAAGAUGGAUACCCGGUGCCUGCUAACCUAGUGUCUGAUGAGAUUGAUGCUAAAGUCAGCAAUGGCGAGGUUUCAAAUAAAAAUGAAGAAGUCCCAGUUUACAAGAAAAGAGUUUCUAAUGAUUUUGGUGCAAAAAUCAUCGAUGGAGAGCUUUCAGAUAAAAAUGGUAGUGACCCACCUCGUAGUUUUGAAAGAACGGAAAACAAGUGUGAUUUGUAUUCGGGGACCUGGGUGAAAGAUGAGGAGUACCCUAUUUACAGACCAGGGUCCUGCCCAUAUGUUGAUGAGGCUUUUGAUUGCCAAACUAAUGGAAGAAGAGAUUCUGAAUAUCUCAAAUGGCGGUGGAAGCCACACGCUUGUGAUCUUCCUAGGUUCAAUGCAACAGACUUCUUGGUGAGAAUAAGUGGUAAAAAACUAAUGCUGGUUGGAGAUUCUGUUAACAGAAACCAAUUUGAGUCUAUCCUAUGCCUCCUACGCGAGGGUCUCCAAAAUAAGAGCAGGAUGUAUGAAGUUAAUGGCCAUAAAAUAACUAAGGGAAGAGGUUACUAUGUAUUCAAAUUUGAGGACUACAAUUGUACUGUGGAUUUUGUGAGGUCACAUUUUCUUGUAAGGGAAGGAGUCCGCAUGAAUGGUCAGGGAAGUUCAAAUCCAACUCUUUCAAUUGAUCGAAUAGACAAGUCAGCAUCUCGUUGGAAGCGCGCUGACAUUCUUGUCUUCAAUACUGGCCACUGGUGGACUCAUGGGAAGACUGCUAGAGGGAAAAACUACUAUAGAGAGGGAGAUUUUGUAUAUCCACAAUUUGAUGCUGUUGAAGCCUAUAGGAGGUCCAUGAAGACUUGGGCUAAGUGGAUCGAUAAAAAUGUGAAGCCGGAGAAGCAAAUGGUCUUCUACCGAGGGUACUCUACUGCUCAUUUCAGAGGCGGAGAUUGGGAUUCAGGAGGGUCCUGUAAUGGUGAAACAAAGCCUGCUUUUAGUGGAGCUAUUCUUGAAAACUAUCCUUUGAAAAUGAAAAUUACCGAGGAAGUGAUCAAAGACAUGCGUGUACCCGUAAAACUACUAAACGUUACAAGCUUGACAAACUUCCGUAAGGAUGGCCAUCCGUCAAUUUAUGGCAAGAAUUCAACUGCAGGCAAGAAGGUUUCAAGAAGAAAGCAAGACUGCAGCCAUUGGUGUCUACCAGGUGUCCCUGAUGCGUGGAAUGAACUUAUUUAUGCCUCCCUAGUUUUUCACCAGACAAAUUCAGUUAGUAAUACUUGAGAAGAUUUUGUCUUUUAUGUAUUUAAUUCAUUACGUGCUUAUGUUUCUUCAAAAGAAUCACUACUUGUUCGUGGAGUUUCAAGCAUGUAUGUAUUUGAUGGUAGGGUGUGUUUAGAAAG